Molecule: messenger RNA, 2593 nt
Organism: Rubroshorea leprosula
Lineage: Eukaryota; Viridiplantae; Streptophyta; Magnoliopsida; Malvales; Dipterocarpaceae
Source: the annotation of a GenBank genome assembly
UGGUGUUUUUCUUUGCUCAUCCACAGAUCAUUCUUAAAUUUGUGAAGCCGCCGACUUCCGGUCUCCUCAAAGCAAAUUGUCUGCCCCAAAUCAAGUCAAAUCUGAAAUUCUCCAUGGCCUCUCACCGGCGGCUCUAAAUCUCCAACCGAACAAGUCGCCGGCACUCCUAAAUCCCUAAUUAACUCCGUUACCACCAGGCAGCAGCCCACCCCUUGAUGCUGCAAAGCUGAUAGCAAAGCCCUGAAUGAUGAUGCAUAAUUCCUGCCACCAAGAAGUUCUAGUCUUGCUAAAGUGGCUGAGAUAAUUGAAAGAAUCAUGGGUGAACAUUCUGCAAUACCAAAGAAAUCUGUGGUUAAAAAAAUGGUUAAAGGAAAGAAGAGGCAGAAAGGGACUUCAAAAACCAAGUUUGAAGAGUAUUUGGAAAUGGUGGUGCCUAGUGCUUCAAUAUCUACUCAGGAGGAUUUGGAACUGGAGAGGAAACUAGCUAAGAAACUGAAGGUGAAGGAUGGUAGAAUACGGGGUGAUGAUAGUCUCAAUGCAUUACUUGAAGGAAUCCCAUCUGUUCUAGAUUCUUCAAAGGAAGAUGUCCGAGAUGGUGGAGAAUUUUCUAAUGAGGGAUCGGUGGAUAUCUCUUCUAUUCAGAAGCGUAAAAAGAAAAAGUCAGUGGAGGAAGUGGUUGAAGAUGAGAAUUUAGGUGAUUCAAGGGCUGCAGAUUCUGUGCUGGAAGAAUCUUGUGGUGCAGCUGUGGCAUCACAAGAGGUUUCUGUCAAGGCACUUUCCCGGAAGAGGCGUAGGAAGAGGAAGUCUCCAGAAGAAGGACAAGAAUGUGGCAUCGAAAAUGAGACAGCCCUUGCUGUACCCCACCCUGUUGAAAGCCGUGAUAUGGAGAUGACAGUAAAUGAAUCCAAGUAUGUUGCUCCACACUUGAGAACUGUUGCAGGAAAUGAGUCACAAGAGCAUACAAUUCGUAAGCGGGUAAAAGCUCUUCUCCUAAAGCUGUCUGAAUCUAAUGUGGAACGCAUUACAGCAGAGAUGGCCUCAAUUUUCCGUUCGGCAAGCAUGGCAUGUUUAGUUGGAAUGGACUUCGGUGCAAAGCUUAUGGCUUCACUUGCCAAGUCUCUUGAGGAUGAGAACAUGCAAGAUCUUGCACUUCUGCUAUCUUAUCUAUGCAUCUUUGGAGUUUGUGCCUGUGAUUUAAUAUAUGAUUAUCUCAUCAUGUUGGGCAAGCGAUUGACAGAGAUUGAUGUCUCCAUUAUCUUGAAAAUUUUACAGGGCUGUGGGAUGAAAAUAAGGGGUGAUGACCCUGCUGCUAUGAAGGAAUUUGUUAUUAGUGUCCAAAAGAGGGUGAAUGAGUUGAAGGCCUCCUCUGGUGAUGGGCAGAUCAAGUACAGCAAAAGAAUGGAGCACUUGCUUGAAAGCAUAAGCAACAUAAAAAACAACAAGAAAAGAGAGGAUACAGCACAGCACACUCGAAUAAAUAAGUGGCUGCAGAAAUUAAGAGUUGAAAAUAUUUUAAUAAGAGGGCUAAAAUGGAGCAAGCUACUUGAUCCUGAGAAGAAGGGCCAAUGGUGGUUAUCUGGGGAUAUGGCUUCUACAACAGAUCAUGUUGAAGAGGUUGCAAGCAGAAUUGACAAAGAGGUUCUCGAAGCUCAGAAAAUGCUGCAGCUUGCUGCCUCACAGAGAAUGAAUACAGAUGCCAGAAAGGCAAUCUUUUGUAUAAUAAUGAGUGGUGAAGACUACAUUGAUGCAUUUGAGAAGCUUCUGAGGUUGGAUUUGCCAGGAAAGCAGGACAGAGAAAUUAUCCGGGUUCUUGUUGAGUGCUGUUUACAAGAAAAAGUGUUCAACAAGUAUUACACUAUUCUUGCCUCCAAGUUGUGUGAGCAUGACAAAAAUCACAAGUUUACUUUACAGUACUGUCUCUGGGAUCAAUUCAAGGAGCUGGAGUCAAUGCCACUUCUGAGAUCAAUGCACCUAGCAAAAUUCACUACAGAGAUGGUUGCUUCCUUCAAUCUAUCCCUUGCUGUCUUGAAAACAAUAGACUGGAGUGAUCCCAACAUGAUGACCCCUAAAAGGAUCAUGCAUUUCCGAAUGCUGUUUGAGGCCAUUUUUGAGUUUCCUGACAAGAUCAUAUGGAACAUGUUCACACGGAUAGCUGUGACCCCUGAGCUCGAAUCCUUGAGGCAAGGCAUUGAGUUCUUCGUCAAGGAGUAUGUUCUGAAAAGCAACAAAAAGGUGAUCAAUAAAUUUAAGGUUGCAAAGAAGGCCCUUAAUAAUUCCGAAGGAGUCCUUAUGUGAGUUGAAAUUUUUCCAGAGAUAUAGUCUUUUCGUUGAGCUUAAUUGUUCUAUUAGGCGUCUUCUCAUCUGUCAAAAACAAAGUUUGUAGGAACUCAUUUCAGUUAAAACCCAAUGACAGGUUAGAGAGGCUUGUGAGGUUACCAUUUGUCUGCUAUUUAAGUAUAUACUUGACAAGCACUGAUUUUUUUUAUGUCAACUUUUUCCCUUUUUUAUCAUGGGGAAUUUCGGUUGAGACUUUUUCCAGAAUUACUUGGGAGAUAUCAAUAUGGAGAAAGAGUGCAGUGUUAUACAAUUCAGG